CCGCAUCCCUCUCCUGCCGCUCGGGCUGAGGGCCGGGCUAUGCGGCUGCGGGAAGCUGGGGGCUGCAGGAGCGCGUCCCUGCGGCGACGACGGCGUCCCCGGGGUCCCGCGCCCCGUGCACCCCCGCGCCCGCUGCGGGCGCCUGCUCGCUUAUCCAAGAGGCGUCUUUGUGUGCGGGGGUGUGGAAAUCGAGGCGCGAGUCCGCGCGGUACCGAGUGCCUGCUCCCUCUCCCGGCGGGUGGGGGCCUCUCCGCGCCGCCCGCCGUCGCCGCCGCUGCCUCGCGAGGACGCCCGCGGCCCGCGCCGCUCGCCUCGCGCCGGGCGCGCCGCCCCCGCCCGCCGGCGCCGCUCGCACAUGCCCGAGCUGCAGCCUUGCGAGCAGGCAGCGCCGGCCCCCCGCCCCACGGCCCCGGGCCCCGGCUCCGGCGCCGUCCCCCUUCCCGAGCCGGGCGCCGCGGCCCCGGCAUGAGGAGCAGACGAUGAUCCCCGCCAACGCCUCCGCCAGGAAGGGGCCCGAGGGCAAGUACCCGCUGCACUACCUGGUGUGGCACAACCGCCACCGUGAGCUGGAAAAAGAGGUCCGCGCGGGCCAGGUGGACAUCGAGCAACUGGAUCCCCGUGGGCGGACUCCGCUGCACCUGGCCACCACACUGGGGCACCUCGAGUGUGCCCGUGUGCUCCUGGCACAUGGUGCAGAUGUGGGCAGGGAGAAUCGCAGCGGCUGGACAGUGCUUCAGGAGGCUGUGAGUACCCGGGACCUGGAGCUGGUACAGCUGGUGCUAAGGUACCGGGACUACCAGCGGGUGGUGAAGCGGCUGGCAGGCAUCCCUGUGCUCCUGGAGAAGCUGCGCAAGGCCCAGGACUUCUACGUGGAGAUGAAAUGGGAAUUCACUAGCUGGGUACCCCUGGUGUCCAAGAUCUGCCCUAGUGACACCUACAAAGUGUGGAAGAGUGGGCAGAACUUGCGGGUAGACACCACACUCCUGGGCUUUGACCAUAUGACAUGGCAGCGAGGGAACCGCAGCUUCGUCUUCAGGGGCCAAGAUACAAGUGCCGUGGUCAUGGAGAUUGAUCAUGACCGCCGCGUAGUAUACACGGAGACUCUGGCGCUGGCCGGGCAGGACCGUGAGCUGCUGCUGGCUGCGGCCCAGCCCACUGAGGAGCAGGUACUGAGCCGGCUCACUGCACCAGUUGUCACCACGCAGCUUGAUACUAAGAACAUCUCCUUUGAGAGGAACAAGACAGGCAUCCUGGGCUGGCGUAGUGAGAAGACUGAAAUGGUGAAUGGGUACGAAGCCAAGGUAUAUGGGGCAUCCAAUGUGGAACUCAUCACCCGGACACGCACAGAGCAUCUUUCAGAACAGCACAAGGGCAAGGUCAAAGGUUGCAAGACACCUCUGCAGUCCUUCCUGGGAAUUGCUGAGCAGCACGGGGGCCCCCAAAAUGGGACCCUGAUCACUCAGACUCUGAGCCAAGCCAACCCCACUGCCAUCACCGCAGAAGAGUACUUCAACCCCAACUUUGAGCUUGGCAACCGUGACAUGGGCCGUCCCAUGGAACUGACCACCAAGACCCAGAAGUUCAAGGCCAAGCUGUGGCUGUGUGAGGAGCAUCCCCUGUCCCUGUGUGAGCAGGUGGCCCCCAUCAUUGACCUCAUGGCUGUCAGCAAUGCACUUUUUGCCAAGCUCCGGGAUUUCAUUAGCCUGCGCCUGCCUCCUGGCUUCCCUGUGAAGAUUGAAAUCCCCAUCUUUCAUAUCCUCAAUGCCCGCAUUACCUUUGGGAACCUCAAUGGCUGCGAUGAGCCUGUACCUUCGGUUCGAGGCAGCCCCAGCAGCGAGACCCCUUCCCCAGGCAGCGACUCCUCCAGUGUCAGCAGCUCCAGUUCCACAACCUCCUGCCGUGGAUGCGAGAUCUCUCCCACCUUGUUCGAGGCCCCACGAGGCUACAGCAUGCUGGGCGGCCAGCGAGAGGCUGCGACCCAUGACGAUGACGACGACCUUCUACAGUUUGCCAUCCAGCAGAGCCUGCUCGAGGCAGGCAGUGAGUAUGACCAGGUCACCAUCUGGGAGGCGCUAACCAACAGCAAGCCAGGCACUCACCCUAUGACCUGUGAGGGUCGCCGACCAGACAGGAGCGCCCCACCUACGCCACAGCGUCAGCCCGCCAUCCCCACGGUGGUUCCCAGCCCUCGGCCCAGCCCGGGCCCUGGUAGCCGCGUGUUCCGGAGCUACAGUGAGCAGCUGCGGCUGGCCAUGGAGUUGUCGGCGCAGGAGCAGGAGGAGCGGCGGCGGCGUGCGCGCCAGGAGGAGGAGGAACUGGAGCGAAUACUGCGGCUCUCACUGACCGAGCAGUAGUGCCACUGUCCGGCCUUUGGCCACUCCACGCGAACUCCACCCCGGAGCGAGAUGCCCUGGCCUGUGCACACGCGGUGCUGUGGCUGGAGACCAGAGGCACUGCCUCAGGGGCAUUGGGACGCACCAGGCACCAGACCAGGAGGGGUUAGGCAUGGACAUGGGGUACUUUUCCGGGCCAGGCUCUGGAGGCAGCUGGCAUGCCCGGUCCCCCAGCUUUGCUGUAUCCUGACUCCCAGCCCUCUUCCCUGGGCCCAAGCCUGUCCAAGAGCAGAGCCAGGCAGUCCUGAGCGGGAGACCAAUCUUGAGAGGAGCAGUGUCCCCAUCCUUGCUCCUGGCUGACCCCACUUUCUGCUCACUGACCCCACUCCAGGACACUGCCCGUGAAGCCUUUGCAUUUCUGCUCUUCACCCCUGGGGGCAGCUGAGCUCCCCACGUGCUGUGUUGCUGCUUUGUUCCAAACGCAAACCAGCACGCCCAGGGCCCAGCCCCUCCCCAACCCCGGCAUUUCAGCGUCAAGUGCACUUAGCGGGGUGCCCGGCUCCCCCAGCCCCCACACCCCUCCCAAGUCUCAGGGUGGUCCCAGCUUCAAUUUGGGCAGCCAGAGGUUGGAGACUCCUUCCCCAAGACAUUUAUUAGUGAUCAGGGAGGGUGCCCAAGGUAGACCCCCAGACCUGGGCAAGGCCUGGCUCCUCCAUGCUGUCGUGGCAAAUGAGGGGCAUAUCGGGCUGGGGGCAAGCACUAGAUCCUACACUAGACUGGACACGGGAGUUGCCCAGGGCCCUGGCACCACCACCCAUCCCUUCCCCACCAGCUGCUGCUAGCCCUCUGUGGUUGUGUGUCCCACUUGCCUCCACCCAGGGGCUGAUUCUAAAACCCUUCAUCCAAUGGUGCUAACCCCCGGCUCUCCCCUGCCCCACCUACCCACCACCCAGAGAAGCACAGACCCUGCUAGGGGCAGGGGCCCAUGGCACACCCUUGUCCAUGUUCUCUCUGACCGGCCUUCCUGGCUCAGCCAGUGAGGUGCAGAAGGAACACAAAAGGGAUGGGAGAAAAGAAAAAAGAGAAACUGUUCCUCUUAACCCUCUUCUCUGAUGCCAGGGGCACCAGACUGAUUCUGAGGCACAAAUUAAAGAGGCUUCAAACCUGAGGCUUUUCCUAUCUGCCUUUACUAGGGAAGAAGGCCCACCUUCGGCCUGGGGGCUCCUUCUGAACUUCAGUGUAGGGAGGGCUCUGAGGUAAGAGGAUGCCUGGUGGGUCCUAAGCCCAGCCAGGGUUGCAUCUGUCAGGGUCCGGGGGAGCCUGGGUGUAGCCUUGUAGAGGCUGGGAGUCUCGCUCUCCUCACCCCUCCACCCAUGCAGGAGGCACAGACUGAGCACUUAGUAAAAUAUUUCAUUCAGUAUGUCUUGUUUUCCUCCUAGAGUCAAGGCCACAGCAGAGGGCUGGGGGCAGUGUGUGUGUGUGUGUGUGUG
Messenger RNA from Molossus molossus (Pallas's mastiff bat), 3823 nucleotides. RefSeq names its product ankyrin repeat domain 13B (gene ANKRD13B). NCBI's taxonomy places the organism in Eukaryota, Metazoa, Chordata, Mammalia, Chiroptera, Molossidae. The transcript has 15 exons. Gene Ontology annotation, molecular function: protein binding. The coding region runs from base 480 to 2354 and encodes 624 amino acids. The record is from RefSeq and is a predicted model, not a curated record. Gene Ontology annotation, cellular component: cytoplasm.